This is a messenger RNA of Panicum virgatum (switchgrass), 4977 nucleotides long. RefSeq lists its product as uncharacterized. The coding region runs from base 2534 to 3712 and encodes 392 amino acids. Gene Ontology annotation, molecular function: protein binding. Lineage: Eukaryota; Viridiplantae; Streptophyta; Magnoliopsida; Poales; Poaceae. The transcript is spliced from 5 exons. The record is from RefSeq and is a predicted model, not a curated record.
GUACCCCAUCGGGCAGGGCGAGCGAUUCCUCUGGCGGCCAGGGCACAUGAGUGGCGACGAGGAUUUGCCGCCCGGCGGCGGCCGCCGCCGCCGCAGAUCACCGGCGCCGGCGCCCCCGCUAGACAACGACGACCUACUCUCUGAUAUCCUCCUCCGCCUCUCCCCGUCGCCGUCCUCCCUGCCCCGCGCCUCCCUCGUCUGCAAGCGCUGGCGGCGCCUCGUGUCCGCCCCCGCCUUCGUCCGCAGCUUCCGCGCCCACCACCGCCGCAACGCUCCCCUCCUCGGCUUCUUCACCGAGGGAGAAAGCCGCGUCUCCUUCACCUCCACACUGGAACCGCCUGACCGUCUCCCGCGUGGCCACUUCUCCUUGGAUCUCGAGGGCAGGCUCCACAUGCUCGGCUGCCGCCAUGGCCUCGUCCUUCUCCUCAACCGGAUGGAGCAUUACUUCCAGGUGUGGGAACCCGUCGCCGGCGACCUGAGCCGCGUUGCCUUCCCCCCGGAGUUCGGUAACGGUGGGAGCGCGGUGUACCAACACGCCGCGGUGCUUCGCGCACCCGGCGACGUCCAGGCCGGUGAGGGCCCUUCGAUCCCUUUCCUGGUGGUCUUGGUCGGCAGCGACACAACAGUUACACGGGCUUUCGCAUGUGUGUACUCAUCGGAGACUGGCGUAUGGGGCAAUCUCGUCUCAACCGCGUGCCCAUCCAAGGUGCCUAUGUACAAUCCCAGUACUCUGAUAGGAAGUUCCCUUUACUGGUUGCUUGGUCCGGAAAUGGCUAUCCUAAAGUUUGAUCUGGAUAGACAGUUCCUAGAGGUGAUAGAUGCGCCAUUGCAUAAUUGCCACUACGACAUGCUGCGUUACUGGGUUAUGCCUGCUGAGGGUGGUGGCCUCGGCUUCCUCUGUAUGUCAGGCUACAACGCCCAAUUAUGGAUGAGGAAGAUGGAUUGUGAUGGUAUUUCUGGAUGGGUGCUGGGAAGAACAAUUGAGCUUGAUAAGCUUUUGCUGAAUUCAGGGGAGGAUUUUCCCCCAUUGAUAAUUGGGUUCGCUGAGGAGGACAAUAUGUCUUUUCUUAUGGCCUCUAUUGAUGGCAAUAUUAGUGGCAUUAUGGUCAAGCUAGAUUCAACUCAAUUUCAGAAACCUUUCAGAAUUGAAUGCCUUGGCAUCUAUCAUCCAUUCGCUAGCGUCUAUACACCAGGUAUUGGCAUUGGUGGUGGGCAUGCUGGAGCUGAACAUAGAUGACUGUCUGGUUAUAUUUGCUAGCCUAAUAUGUUUGAAGUUUGAACAGGCAUCUAGAGUUUUGUUCCGGCUGCUGAUAAUGCAUAGAUGGCUUCUUGGGGUGGGUUUAUCUUCUCCAUUUGGUACGCUGGCCUGCGAUGUGGUAUGGUGGUCCGUGUGGAAAUUGACCUUUUAUGCAGCAUAUAUUGUUAGCCCAACUGGGAAGCACUGGAGCGCACUAGUUGGGAUCGGUCGUUUGGUUUGCAGUCUUCAAUCUAUUUUCGAAGUUUUUGAGACGUUAGUGAAUUGGCAGGAUGGUACUGUGACUUGCUUCGACUGGUGCAGGAAUAAUUACUCUGUUAGCCUGUUUGCAGAUUAGUGCCUUCAAUCGUUCAUUUGCUUAUGUCUUUUGAGCAAGUGUUUGAGCCGAAUGCCCGUGUGCUGGCAGAUAUUUGUUUGGCAAAAUUGGCCAGUUGAAAGCUGGUUUUUGCCCUAAAGCCACUAAAAAAUUAUGCCUUUGCUAAAAGACAUUGCACAACACUGGUAAUUUGUUGCUAUAGGACACUCAUUGUAAUAUUACUUUUAAUAGAAAGCUGCAGAAAUUUCCCUCCUUACCCUUGCCCGUCUCCUAUGGUCCCACCUACACGCCACUCGAAUCCAAGCGGCCAAGUUCUCCGCUGGAGCGCUGCCGUCCGCUCUAUCUUCUCCAACCCCGGCAUGCCAAGCCGCUCUAUCUUCUCCAACCCCGGCAUGCCAAGCGGUCCUCCCCCUCGUCCUUCACACUUGCCUACUGAGAAUGAGGAUGUCGGCCAUGGUUCGCAAAGCCGCCGUUGGCGCCUCCCUCUGUGGCGGCCGUGCAGGGAGAGCACAGGCAGCCCGCAGCCGGGAUAAGUUUGUCUUUUUACAUCACUAUGCAAUUAAAUAGAAUAAAAUAGUGGGUACAAUGUUUCUCAGUAAAUGUACGUAAUUUAUUAGUGUCUCUAAACAAAAACGAUCUUUUUUAGUCGUUUUGAGUAAAUGCAACCUUUUAACGGUGUUUAGGGGCAAUUUUUUACUAUUUGUUUUCUUUGGUACUCAUCUUGUUUUGUGGAAGCUCAAUUCCAAACUUUCCAAAAUCCGAAUCCCUCAUCUUCAUAAUUUGUUUCGUGAUUUGUUCAGAGCGGUAUAUAUAAUUUGUUCAGUUUAACAGGGCUUUGUUUUUCCGCUUCUGCAAAAACAACCUACUGUUUCGUAUCCAUGGGUUACACAUGUUUCUGACUGGGGGCCUCUGGGCUCACAUCGCAAGUCGGAAUUCCCCACACGAGCGACGAGGAGGGAUCGAUGGCCCGCCGCGGCUGCCCCAGCUCGCCGGCGCCGGCGCCCCCGCUGGACAACGACGACAUCCUCUCCGAGAUCCUCCUCCGCCUCCCCCCGGCGCCGUCCUCCCUACCCCGCGCCUCCCUCGUCUGCACGCACUGGCGCCGCCUGGUCACGAACCCCGCCUUCCUCCGCCGCUUCCGCACCCGCCACCGCCGCGCCGCUCCCCUCCUCGGUUUCUUCACCGAAGGGCUGCGCGGCCUCCUGUUCACGCCUACUCUCGAGCCUCCGAACCGCGUCCCGAGGGGCUGCUUCACAUUGCAGCUCGACGACGUCGGCGAAUGGCGAAUCCUCAGCUGCCGCCAUGGCCUCGUCCUCCUCCUCCACUUGCUGCAGCUCCAGGUCCUGGUGUGGGACCCCGUCACCGGUGACCAGCGCCGUAUUGCCGUUCCCCGGAACUUCCGCACCGGGGAGGGGACGAUAAUCAACAAUGGGGCCGUGCUUCGUGCUGCCGGCGAUGUCCACGGAGGUAGCCAAUCGAGCACCUUCCAGGUGGUCUUGGUAGGCAACAACCAAGGAUUCACACGACCUUUAGUGACUUUCGUCUGUGUUUACUCAUCGGAGAAUGGCGAAUGGCGCGAUCCCAUCUCUAUAGCUUGUCCGUUGACGUCUGUUACUCGUUACAUCCCCGGUAUUUUUCUUGGAAGUUCCCUUUACUGGUAUCUUGUUGGGAAUUCAACUGCUAUCCUUGAGUUCGAUCUGUACCGGCAGCGCCUAGCACUGAUAGAUAUGCCGCCACUUAAGGUGCCAACUGAUGUCUGGGUGAUACCUGCGGAUGGUGUGCUUGGAUUUCUGUAUAUGUCAAAAUACAAUGUCUACUUAUGGAAGAGGGAGGCCGAUGGUGAUGGUGUUGCAGGAUGGGUGCUGGGGAAAACUAUCCAGCUCGACAAUCUUCUUCCCCUCAGUUCAACUGAAGCAUCGUACCCUAGGAUAUAUGGGUUCGCUGAGGAUGACAAAGUGUUUCUUAUAAGGACAACUGAUCGCAUCUUCACCAUCCAGCUGGAGUCAAUGAAGUUUGUGCAGUUCAAGAUCUGCUCUGCAAUACUUUACUCCAGCAUCUUCUAUCCAUUCUCAAGUGUCUAUACUACAGGCAUGGGACUUGGUGAUGGACAUGAAGGAGCUGAGCUGUUGUUCAAUGCCUAAGAUGAUGUGCUGUUGACUAUAUUCAUGCGUCUAGGAUUUUGUUCCGGCUGAUGAGAUGGAUGACACCUUCUUGGGGCUGGCCGGCUGGGUUUGUCUUCUCCAUUUGGUAUGUUGGCCUGCGAUUUGGUAUCAUGGUCCAUGUCGAAAUUGACCUUCUAUGUAGCAUGUACUCGUCAGCUCAACUGUGAAGCACUGAGCGUACUAGUUGGGAUCAGCUGUUUAGUUGGCAGUCUUCACUCAAAUUUCGUAAGUUUUUGAGACAUUAGUGAAUUGGCAGGAUGAAGCGUACUAGUUGGGAUCAGCUGUUUAGUUGGCAGUCUUCACUCAAAUUUCUUAAGUUUUUGAGACAUUAGUGAAUUGGCAGGAUGGUAAGGUGACUUGCUUUGACUGGUGCAGGAAUGAUGACUCUGUUAGUCUGUUUGCCUUCAAUCGUCCAUUUACUGAUGUCUUUUGAGCAAGUGUUUGAGCUGAAUGCACGUGUGGUGAUAGAUGUUUAUUUUCUCUGGUACUCCUCUUGUUUUCUGCACGCUCGAUUCCAAACAGUUGGCAUACUGCACGAUACAACUUCCUAGCUUUUAUUGGCUGGUAUACCGAGUCCAUUCCGGCUUUCGAUCUUGGAGGUCAUGCCUGCCUUGUUUUCGUUUGUGGUUUGAUGGUUUAAUUUGUUUCAAGAAAGUAUUUUGUUUCCAUGAUUUUCGUUGUGUUCGCUUGGCUGUGGCUGAUGGUUUGUGCUGAUUUGUUAUGAGAGAACAAUACUGCUGACUGGUAGCUGGUGGCUGGUGCUGAUUUAGUAUGAGAGAACAGUACUGCUGGCUGGUUGGCUGUUUGGUCCCUAACUUUGAAUUGCUCACCUUCUGGUACCGAGCCAGUUGUUUACAAUGCAUAGAGGGUGCUCUAUUUUUUACUUUGGAAAAAGAAGCUAUUUCCAAUGGCAGAAGAGUGCUUGUCGAUUUCAAUCGCUUGAGAGUUAUCACUUAUCACAGCAAGAGAGAGCAGGAACUUGUAAAAAUACAGAAACAGAACAGCUGCACGAUGUUCUGGCAAAAAAAUACUGUGGUUACGCCAUUUUGAAAUGGAUGCAGUCAUGCAGAUGCCUGGCUCAGGAGAUGGAUGCCCUGUCGCUGGCAAGAAAGGUGUCCAUUCCGAUCCAUUCCAGCAGAAUUUCAGAGUCUCGAGAAAGGUUAUGUAUAUGCAGAUCAGAUGAGAAGCAAGUGUUCUUGUUUCAUACAGUGUGCUGUGUACAACAUAUAAUCUGGAGGCAGCAA